Plasmodium gonderi is the source of this 5268-nucleotide messenger RNA. RefSeq names its product ABC transporter. Gene Ontology annotation, molecular function: ATP hydrolysis activity; ATP binding; ABC-type transporter activity. Gene Ontology annotation, biological process: transmembrane transport. Bases 1 to 5268 code for a protein of 1755 amino acids. The record is from RefSeq and is a predicted model, not a curated record. The transcript has a single exon. NCBI's taxonomy places the organism in Eukaryota, Apicomplexa, Aconoidasida, Haemosporida, Plasmodiidae. Gene Ontology annotation, cellular component: membrane.
AUGACUACGCCUAAAAAAUGUGAAAGAAAUGGAAAUAAGGACAACGAUGAAAAAGAAACAGAAUGUGUAUCAAUUUUUAGUUUCAUAACCUUCCAAUGGGUAACGAAGUUGCUAAAUGAUCUUAAAAAGGAUGAAAUUAAGUUCCCUGUAUUACGGAAAAACAAUAAUGUGACGUAUUAUGCAUAUGAAUUGGAACAGAACUUAAGAAAAAUUAAUGUAAGAAAGUGCAAUUCUAAACAUUUUUAUGAAAACAGCAAUUUUGUAAUAGAACAUGAUAAUAACUCAAAAGAUAUAAGAGUAAAAAAGGAAUAUAACGUAUAUUACAAUAAUAUUGUAUGGUCAAUUUUUAAAACGUUUAAAGUUAGUAUAAUUUCUAUAAUUAUUUUUAAUAUUUUACACACCUUAUUUAUAAUUGUUGUUGGAGGAUCUAUAGACAAAUAUAUGGUUAUUUUAAAAGGUGAAACUAUUCCAUCUUAUCCUGCCAUUUUGAAUAACUCAAAAGUAAUAUUUGGACUAUACAUCGUUAUUUUAUUAUUUUUUGAAUUUCUCUUUGAUUCUAUUUUGAGUUUUUAUUAUUAUGAAUUUCUAGUGAAUAUGGAAAUAUCAUUAAUACAUUUCCUUUACAAAAUUAAUCUGUAUAGUCGUAACAGUGAUUUAACGAAUCACUCCUUAUAUAGAAAUAAACAAGAGUUUUCGAAUAUGCUAUCAGAUGGAAUAGGAAAGAAAUUUCGUUAUAAUAAUAUUAAUGAAAAUCCUUCUUGUAUGCCUAAAAUUUGUACAAAAAAUUAUGGUGAUUCAUUUAAAAAAAAACUUUAUUUAAUCAAUUUUUUUAAAAACAGUAAAACGAAAGAAGAAGGGGAAGAUAUGGAAAAAGAGGACAUAUCUAAUGUAAACAUUUAUAACAUUAUGUUUUCUGAUACUCCUUCUUUAGCACUUUUUGUUGGUGCUAUCAUUAGCUUAUCUAAUAUAUUUGUCAAAUUUUAUAUAUCUUUUUAUGUAUUUUAUUUAAGGAUGGGUUCUGAUGCUGUAAAAACUGGAGUAACAUUGUCGAUUGUGUUGUAUAGUACAAUGAUUUUAUUUUCAUUUUUGCCAAGUCUGUUUAAAAGUAAAUAUUUAAAAUAUAGAGACCAAAGAAUUGACAAUACACAUCAUGUAUUGAAAGAAUUUAAAUUAAUGAAAAUGUUUAAUUGGGAAUCGUUUGCUUUUAAUUAUAUAAAUUUUGUUCGGAAAAAAGAAAUGAUAUUCUGUAAAAUACGACUUUACUUGGGCACUGUUGGCAUUUUUAUAAAUGCUGUGUCAGCUGAUAUAGUUGAAGUGGUAUUAUUUUUUUUGUUUAUAAGGGAGAAAUUAGAUAAUCGAAGAGAAGUUAGUUUUAGCUCAAUUAUCAUGCCUUUAUUUGUGUACAAGUCCUUAAUUUUAAGUGUGUCUAAUUUUCCUAAUUUAAUAAAUCAUAUAAUAGAAGGCAUAAUAAAUAUUAAGCGCAUAAAUAAAUAUGUUAAUCAUCAUUUAUAUUAUAAUGAUAUUAACAACUAUUCUAGGUAUGUUUCAAAAAUUAACUGCUAUUUUAAUAUAUCAUAUGCUCCUACAUAUUUAGAAAAUGAAAUAGAAGAUUAUUCGGGAUGUAAAAAAUAUUUUAUCGAAUUAAAAAACAAGCUGAGAAAGUGUAUUAUGUUUUCCUGUUUUAAUAAAAAAAUAAAACACAUAAGUAUAAUAAAUAAGAAAAUAUUAUAUGAUGUAAAUUACAGUACAAGUGAAAGUAUGGAAAAAACUUGUUUCCAGGAAACAAUUUGUUGCACCCAUGAUUGUGUUAGUAGUAGUACAGGUGCGAAGAAAGAAAAAAAAUAUAACAAUAGUGAAAAUAUAGAAGCGAAGAAAAAAAAUAAUUUAAUAAUAAAAUUAGAAAAUGCUUUUUUUGGCACUGCCAAAAAGGGUGAUCGGAAGUAUGAUAAGUAUAUAUUGAAGAAUCUAAAUUUUAGUUUAGAAAAUAACACCUUAGCAAUAGUUAUAGGAAAUGUUGGGUCAGGUAAAACUGCUUUUUUCGAAUCGAUUUUAGGAGAUAUUCAAUUGAUUCAUGGCAGUUUAUAUGUUAAAAAUUUGCUGUAUAAUAUGCCAAUUUUGUAUGUACCUCAGAACACUUGGUUAUCUAUAGAAAAUAUUAGAUCAAUAAUUUUGUUUGGAAAAGAAUACAAUUCACGAAUUUAUCGUUAUGCCAUCGAGCAAACUGAGUUAUUAAAUGAUAUAAACUCUUUUAAAAAUGGUGAUAUGCGGUACAUUAAUAAUGACCAUAACUUAAGUAAAGGACAGAGGGUUAGGAUUUCCUUGGCACGAGCUUUAUAUCAUCACUACAUGCAUGUGCAUAAAGUAAGCACUAGUGGUGAGAAGGAAUUGCAUAUAAAUCAUAAUUUUACAAAAAAGAACAGUCUAACUGAUUUUUCAAAUGAUAAGAAAGAUAAAACAAAUGUAGUUUACGAGGGUGACGUCGUACCCAAUGAAGACAAUGUUCAAAAAUUCCUACAAGAGAAAAACAUUUUUUCUUUGUAUUUACUUGAUGAUGUUUUCACAUCUCUGGACCCAGCAAUAUCUAAAAAUAUUUUUUAUAAUUUAUUUUGCAAAGAGGAAAAUAAAAUUUUCAAAGAUCAUUGCAGUUUUGUUGUAUCUAUGAAUGAAAGCACACUUCAUAAUUUUUUAAUUAAUGGUCUUUUUGAAAAUAUUCAUUAUAAAACAGAUAUUUAUGAGUUAGAAAAUUACACUUUAAAACAUUCAGGAAAUGCAUCAUGUUAUGUAAAAAAAAAAAAUGUAAACAUACAGAAAAAUAGUAUUGUCAAUAGAGUAAAAUUAAAUAUAGACAACACAAAAUUUAAUGGGGGGGAUGAAAUAGAAGCAUGCAGUAAAAUACAUGAAAAAGGAGAACAUGAAAAAUGUAAUAAACUAAUGAAAGAGUCAAACGAUAAUGAUUCCUUUAAAAUGAAUAAUAUUACUGUGAUAGAACCUAAUAAAGGAGAUAUCACAGAGAGUAAAUCGUUUUUGGAAAAUGGAUACAUUAUUAAUGCUAGCAAAAACAUAAAUGAAAUUGCUAGACAAGUGCCACAAGAACAAAAUUGUGUAACAGGAUUGGAUAAUAAUAUGAAUACAAAUUUAUCACAAACUUUACAGAAUAGUACGUGGUGCACAAACACGGCUGGUUUUUCGAAUGAUGAAGGUGAAUCAUUUUUCAAAGGAAAAAUAGAACUAAAAACAUAUAUAUGGCUUUUGAAUAAAGUUGGGAAUGUUAUAAUAUUGUAUAUAAUGAUUUUCAUGUUUAUAUCUAUAUUUACAGAUGAAAUAAAAUUUUUCAUUUUAAGUAUGAUUAGUAUGAUUUCACGAAAUGAUAAAAAGUAUUCAAAUGAAAUUCUUCAGCAGCAAGUUAAGUAUUUAAAAUUAUUUGUGAUACUGCCAAUAAUAUCAUUAGUAGCAUCCUUUUUUUGUUUCAUGUUUAUUAUAUACGGCACAGUAAUUUCAGCAGUAAAAGUUCACAAGGAAGUGUUAAUAAGUAUUUUGAACUUGCCAAUGCAUAUAUACUACAAUAAUAAUUUAGGUAAUAUUAUAAAUAGAUUUAUUACGGAUAUGUAUUCUUUAGACAAUGGAUUUUUAAAAAGAUUUUACAAGUUCAUUUUCCUUUUUUUUCGACUUGUACUAUCAGCCAUUUUACUAUUUUGUAUGAUGAAAGAUUCUAUUAUUAUUUUUUCUUUUGUUGUUGUCUUAAUAUAUUUUUUUGUUUUUAAAAAUUAUUCAAGAGGGUGUAAAGAAGCUCAAAGAGGCUAUUUAAGGUGCCAUUCUCCGUUAUGUAAUAUAUAUAGCAAUUCUAUAUUAGGAAAACGCGUAAUUAAUAUAUAUGAACAAAAUUUAUACCAUUUAAAAAUACACGAAGGUUAUAUAGAGACUUUCAGAAAUUAUUCUCUUUUGAAGUGGUCGAUAACUAUAUGGGCAUCUUUUUAUAUUAGGCUUAUUGUUUUGAUAUUAACUACUUAUUUUGUUAUGCACCCUCAUAUCUUUUUUAAUAAAAUAGGAAAUUUGUAUGAAGGCAAAAAUUACGAAAGAAUUAUAAGCACAAUUGGAUAUUGCAUUACUUUUUCUUCAAGGCUUGGUGUACUCACAAAAAUUCUUUUAUGUGAUUAUACCUUUGUGGAAAAGGAGAUGUGUUGUGUUCAAAGACUAGAGGAAUUUUCAAAAUUAAAGCAUGAAAAAGGUUCUUUAGAUGAAGAUGAAGAAGAUGAAGUAGAUGAAGUAGAUGAAGUAGAUGAAGUAGAUGAAGAUGGAAUAUCAAAAUGUCAUGACAAACAGGAAAAGAAGAAAAUAUAUGACAAAUCAGCAGAAAUUACGCCCCAUUUACAUCCCACCAUUGUAGACAAAUAUACUAUAGAUAAAUCGAAAGAGAAAUAUGGCAUUUGUCUUGAAAAUGUAUAUGUUAGUUACAAGAAAAAAGUUCUUUUAGAUAAAAAUAGUAAUACAUAUUGCUAUGAAGAUGAAGAACCAUCAUUAAAAAAUAUUAAUAUAUAUGCUUUGAAAAAUCAAAAAAUAGGAAUAGUAGGCAAAUCUGGUUCAGGUAAAAGCACAAUAAUUUUAUCCAUUUUGGGUUUAAUUCCUACUAGUAGCGGGAAAAUAACAAUAGAAGGAAGGCCUAUUAACACUAUUCAAAGAAGGGAGAAAAAGACUAUGAUCACUGUUUUGCCACAGUCUUCAUUCUUUUUUCAUAACUGGAGAGUAAGAGAAUUUAUUGAUCCUUAUAAAAAUUUUACAGAUGAAGAAGUUGUCGAUGCUUUCGAUUUAAUUGGUAUAAGAUUGAAUAUAAAUGAUUUGAACAAGUAUAUGUAUCAACAAGAGAAAAAUACACAUAAUGAGAAAGAGAAAAAAAAUAAAAGAAAGUUUAAUGUUUUAGAUAACACAAUUUCACUGACGGAUGAUUGCAUAAGGUACCUCUCGCUAGUUCGUCUUUUCUUGAAUAGGCACAAAUACAAAUACAUAUUAAUUGAUGAAAUUCCUAUUUUUAAUUUUAAUACUGUGCAUUCCAAUUUGAAUAAUUUCUUAAUUGGCAACGCAAAACCAUUUAAUUAUAUUAUAAAAAACUACUUUCCAGAUAACACGGUUCUAAUAAUUUCUCAUGACACACACGCAUUAUCCUGCUGUGAUUUUAUUUACGUACUAAGAAAUGGAGAAGUAACCCAUAGUUGCAGUUCCAAAGAUAUAAAAACUCAAUCUGAGUUAGCACAACUGUUAGAAAUGGGUUCCUGA